AAGAGUGGGAGGGGAAGACAAAAAUGAAGUCAAUUAUACAAGUCGCCGGCUUUUCGCGGCUCCCUCCUCUCUCGCUCGGCUCCUCCACAUGCGCCGCGGUGCACCGUAAAGCCUUCACCCGGGCAUCGGCUCCUAUUGCUUGGCCAUGUCGGACGGAGGCUCCGGGGGGACCGCGGACCGCUUGGCAGGUCGCAACGCGGAGGAGGAAGGGCCGAGCCAAGCCAACAGUUUGCCGCCUGCGGGCGAGUUGCCAAGGAAGCGCAAGGGUGAUGUGGAGGACACAUUGGACGCCCUUGUCCACCAGAGUCUUGACUUCCAAAUGGAUGAAGACCUCGACAGAUCAGAAGAUGAUCAGGAAGCCAAAAUGAAAUGCUUCAGGCAACCUCAUCGUCAAAUUGAGAAGCGGCGGCGAGACAAAAUGAACAACCUCAUCGACGAGUUAGCCGCCAUGAUCCCCGCCUGUCAGCCCAUGCCAAGGAAACUGGACAAGCUGACCGUGUUGCGCAAGGCCGUGCAGCACUUAAAAGCCCUUAAAGCUGGGUCGAGCAGCGCUUUCGCCACUGCCGCCCGCAAGCCUUCCAUCAUCCCUCAUGAUGACCUCAGACACCUUUUGCUUUGGGUUGCAGACGGUUUCCUGUUAGUUGUGAGUUGCGACCGAGGGAAAAUUUUGUUUAUUUCCCAAUCCGUCUCCAAGAUCCUCAGCUUCAGCAGGGUCGAGCUGACAGGCCAAAGUCUUUUCGACCUCAUCCACCCCAAAGACAUCAGCAAGGUGAAGGAGCAACUGUCGUCGUCCGACUUGAACAAUCACCAACGCCUCAUCGACGCUGCCACCGGAGUCCCAGUCCAUGAGGACGCGCCCGUCACGGCGUCUCACUUGUCCACCGGAGCCAGGCGUUCUUUCUUCUGCCGUAUGAAGCACAAUCGAGUGGAGGCAAAGCACAAGGACAAGCGCGUACUGCCCACUGCUUCCAUUAAGAAAGACUCGAGCCGAUACUGUACCCUCCACUGCACGGGAUAUAUGCGCAGCUGGCCCAGAAGCGACCUGGACUCGGAGCCAGGCGACACCGAGAAGGAGGCCUCGGGCCUCAGCUGCCUGGUGACCAUGUGCCGCGUGCAGGGCCACGUGUCCCGCCAACCCCACAAAGACGUCAAAGUCAAGCCCACCGAGUUCGUCACUCGCUGUGCCGUCGACGGGAAGUUCACUUUUGUAGAGCAACAAGCGACAACUGUCAUUGGUUACCUCCCGCAAGAAAUUUUGGGCACGUCUUGUUACGAGUACUUCCACCAGGAUGACCUGCAGCACCUGGCAGAAAAACACAGGCAAGUUCUCCGCAGCAAAGAGAAGCUGGAGACAAUGUGCUACAAGUUCAAAACAAAAUAUGGUCCCUACGUUUCACUCCAAAGUCAGUGGUUCAGUUUUACAAACCCAUGGACCAAAGAGGUCGAGUUUGUCGUGUCGUUAAACCGCGUUGUCCCCAGAGGGCCCAGUCACGCAAAAGAUGACGAGGCAGAAGGCAGCUCCAAAGCUCCUCACGCAGAAGAAUCAAAACAGUUACCCGUUAUUCCAGGCCUCACAAGUGGUGUGGGCAAAAUGAUCUACGCGGGCAGCAUCGGUACACAAAUUGCCAAUGAACUCAUCGAUUCCUACAGUUUCAGGGCCAACUCAUCCCCAUCAAGCGGAGUGUCCAGCCCAUUUGGUGCAGCCCAGAGUGUAUCAGAAUCCCCUCAAGCAAGCGGAAGUCUGUCAAGCCGAGAGGAGGAUGCAGGAAGUUCUUCCGAGUUGCAGAUUGAGGCGGUCCCCAGUGUUUCGGGAAGUGCAGGCGAGCCGUCCCAGCAGGACUUGGACAGCAUGCUGGUGUCGGGCCUGAACAGCUUUAGCAACGAUGAAGCGGCCAUGGCGGUCAUCAUGAGCUUACUGGAGACGGACGUAAACAUGGGGCAGUCGGGGGGGGACUUUGAUGAUUUACACUGGCCCUUCUGAGACACACGCCGCAAAAAAAAAAAAAAAAGACACGUAGGCUCGUGAAACAGCACUUGAAGUGGACGGGUCUUCCGGUGGGAUCGAAAUACUUUUUUUUUUCUCGCCCUGGCUUGACUAUAGGAAAAAAAAAUCCGACAGACCUGCAGUGCUGCUAAACAUUAUUUUUUUUUAAAUAGUCCAUCACUAAAUGUAUUUUUUUUUCUACAUUGCAGUAUGCAAAAAUGGACACAAUACCUCAGGCCUUAAUUUACAACCCACUUAACAUUACUACUGUUUUCCACACAUUCAAGCAAAUUUCAAACUGUCAAGAAAUGAAAACAAUUCCCGCGAAAAAAUGUCGAGUUGCAGCAGCGGCAAUUUCAUUUUAAAAGUCAACUGUUUUGUUUCAUGUAUAGAAUGUUGGAAGAAUAUUUCCACUUCAAAUGGGGCCAUAACUUUAAAAAUAUAUCUUAACGUACGGACGGGAAAAGACUUGAAAGUAUUUAGUAUGCCGAUGUUUACUGAGCUUUUUGUGCAGGUUGAAAGUCACGUUAGCAACUUCUCUGUUGUCUGGAUGCUACUUUCAAUUUAUUUAAUAGCGUCACUUUGUUUGUAUGUUGCUGAAUGUCCCGAUACCACAAAAAGCCUUUUGUGAACAAAAACAAAUUUGCUACUGAGAAUAUGCAACAUUAGACUAAAAACAAUUUUAGAGGAUUAAAAAAAAAAAAAACCAGCAGUGAGAUUUAAAAAAAUAUAUAUUUUAGUAAAAUCUUUUCUUCCUCCAUCCAGCUCAUGCAAACUUCACGGGUUAUCACUGGCUCCUUGAAUCUUGAAAAAAAACAUAAUGUGAUUGUGUUGCCUUGUGUUUUUUGAAUGUGUAGAAUCAACAAUGCGAUGUGGCUUUGGAAAACCGCUUUGAAAAAAAAAAAAAAGGUCGGUUUCGAACCCGUUAUCAGGAGAAAGCGUGUCUUGUCUGUUUAUACGUGCGAACUGUUGUUGAUGUUUCUGCUGUAAGGAGUUAAAGUUCAAUUUGGAAGUAAAGUACUUUUUGUUUAUAGGAA
Molecule: messenger RNA, 3021 nt
Organism: Syngnathus typhle (broad-nosed pipefish)
Lineage: Eukaryota; Metazoa; Chordata; Actinopteri; Syngnathiformes; Syngnathidae
Product: basic helix-loop-helix ARNT-like protein 2
Exons: 17
Coding region: 146-1981 (611 amino acids)
Biological process (GO): regulation of transcription by RNA polymerase II
Cellular component (GO): transcription regulator complex; nucleus; cytoplasm
Molecular function (GO): DNA-binding transcription factor activity, RNA polymerase II-specific; RNA polymerase II cis-regulatory region sequence-specific DNA binding; protein dimerization activity
Source: RefSeq, a predicted model, not a curated record